AUGCAGUACAAGAACCCCUGCUUCUUUGCCUUGAUGGAUUUAGAUGAUGAUGGGAGGUUAAAGAAUGUCUUUUGGGCAGAUCCACGCAGUAGGGCAGCUUAUCAAGAUUUUGGUGAUGUGAUAACAUUUGACACCACGUACUUGACAAACAAAUACGGGAUGCCCUUUGCUCCCUUUGUUGGUGUAAACCAUCAUGGGCAGUCGAUUCUCUUAGGAGCAGGGUUAAUUUCCAGUGAGGACACAGAGACAUUUACAUGGAAAGUUCAGCAGCAAGUUAUGGGUGUGCUCGAUAUAGAUCCAUCUUUACUUAGACGGGAUGGUUUGAAGAAGACCUACCUAGUAGAAGAUGAAAUUUGUGUUGAGGAGUUCACGAAACAUAUUACAUAUUAUGUGGACUUUAAUGAGGAAGAUUGCGAUGUUAAGUGCUCAUGUGGGUUAUUUCAAAUGAAGGGGAUACUGUGUAGGCAUGUAUUGACCAUAUUGAAAUGUAACGGAAUAAAGUAUUUGCCAGAUAGGUACAUUUUAAAUCGAUGGAGGAAGGACAUCAAACGGAGAUACACAUUAAUCCAGAGUAACUAUGACACAAGAAAUCAACGGGAAGAUACUAACAGAUAUUCAAGUCUGUUGAAUAUUUGUUAUCGAAUGAUUACUCAUGCAGCGGGAUCAAAAGAGCAUACUAAAGAUACAACUAAGAAAUUAUAUGCAAUGAUUGAUUUAUAUCAUGGCAACCAAGAACCCCCAAAAAUGACCCAAACGGAUUCUAAUGUUGGUUUAACGACAAAGGAUACAACUACAAUUGGUAGUUCGCAGCAAGUACUCAAUCCACGAGUUGUGCGCGGAAAAGGCAGACCCUCAUCUCUAAGAAGAGCAUCCAGGAUGGAGCAAGAAAUGCGAAAGGUUAAAGCGAGGACAAAGAAAGCAAAUGCAAAGGAAAAACGUAAAGAGGUUUGA
This is a messenger RNA of Juglans microcarpa x Juglans regia, 951 nucleotides long. RefSeq names its product protein FAR1-RELATED SEQUENCE 5-like. The transcript has 2 exons. Bases 1 to 951 code for a protein of 316 amino acids. NCBI's taxonomy places the organism in Eukaryota, Viridiplantae, Streptophyta, Magnoliopsida, Fagales, Juglandaceae. Gene Ontology annotation, molecular function: zinc ion binding. The record is from RefSeq and is a predicted model, not a curated record.